UUGUGGAGAGCUUGUAGAAAAGCAGCUGUAAAACUUUUUUCAAGAAUGUCCCGACCAGGUACUGCCCGCCCGGUCUCUGCGCGGUUUGGUCCUGGCCGACUUGCCGCCGUGCCACAACUGCCGGACUUCGUUCUCACAGAGCGGCUGGGCAGCGGGACAUAUGCUACCGUCUUCAAGGCAUACAGUAGAAGCAAGCGACGCCAGGUGGUCGCCAUCAAGUGCAUCCAGAAGUCGAACUUGAACAAAGCCGCCACCGACAACCUGCUGACGGAGAUUGAGAUCCUGAAAAACGUUCGGCACCCGCACAUUGUCGAACUGAAGGACUUCCAGUGGGACCGCGACAACAUCUACCUGAUCAUGGAGUACUGUAGCGGUGGCGAUCUCUCGCGUUUUAUUCACAGUAAGAGAACGUUGCCAGAGUACCUGGCGAAGAGAUUCGGCCAGCAGUUGGCGAUGGCUUUACAGUUUCUCCGGUCAAAGAACAUCUCCCACAUGGACCUCAAACCGCAGAACAUCCUUCUGUCAUCACGAGACAACCCGGUGCUGAAGUUGGCGGACUUUGGGUUUGCUCAGUACAUGGGUGACGAGGCACGGAUGACUUCGUUACGAGGGAGUCCACUCUACAUGGCACCAGAAAUGUUCUGUAACACAAAGUACGAUGCACGAGUGGACCUCUGGUCGCUAGGGGUGAUCUUGUACGAAGCGUUGUUCGGCAGGGCGCCGUUCUACUCUCGGUCGUACGCCGAACUGGAGGUCAAAAUCCGCGACACCAAACCCAUCGAGAUUCCUCAGGGGAUACAGAUUUCUGGGAAAUGUCGUGACCUGCUCCUAGGGCUUUUGCAGAGAGACCCAAACCAGAGGAUAACGUUUGAGGAGUUCUUCAACCACCCGUUCAUCGACUUGGAACACGUGCCGUCUCACGACUCGCUAGACAAAGCCGUCUCCAUAGUGACGGAGGCGGUGAGUUACGACGAAGAGGGAAAUCACGCGGAAGCGGUGAAGAAGUACUGCGACGCUCUGGAGUACUUUGUACCCGCCGUCCACUACGAGACCGACGAGUCGAAAAAGGACGUUCUCAGAAAGAGAGUGAUGGAGUACAUGGCUCGAGCGGAGGAACUCAAGUCCAUAAUCAAACCUGCAGAAGAACCCACCAAUGAGGAAGAAGACGAACAAGAGGCGACGCCAAAGGAAGCGGAGACGCUGUGGGAAAUGGCGGGGUCUUGCACGCGUCUACAUCAAGCGCUGAAGCGGGCCGCCAUCGCGGAACUGAGGGCGGAACACGAGCUUUACGACAGCGCCCUUGAGGAGUACAAACAUGCCCUGGAGGAACUACUUUCUCUCCUGGAGGCAGAACCAAAAGGCAGGCGGAGGGAUCUGCUGCACAUGGAGGUGGAGAAGCUGUUGAAUCACGCACAGGCGGUGAAGGACUACAAGAACAUGAUGAAGCGAGACGCCCAGAAGCUGUCCGAUUCUGGGGAGCGAUAUAACGAUUCCAGAGAUGACAUGAACAGAUGUGUUGUUCAGUGAAGGUCUGGAAUUAUCAUAAAUGUAGCCAUUGAAGUUUAAGGCAUCAGAUUUUUGGUGUGCGGGUGGGGGAAAACAAUUUUCAUAACGUUUGCAUCCAUCAAAAUUAGGGAAAGAUUUAUGACAACAAUCCUACUGGUACUUCUCCUUCUGAAACAACAGUGCACAUUCUCAGGGUGCUCAGUUAGGCCACUACAAAGUACUUUUAUUUCUUUUUUGGACAGAACUAAAAUAUCGAAGAUGAGUUGCCUAACACUAGACUUAAAGUGAAGAAUGUCCUAUAUACAGAGUAUCCAAACCAAGAGAAGCUAUUUUAUCAUUCAGUUUAUGUAUGGAUCCUUUCCCAAACUUAAAUGGUGAUGGAACAAACCAAAUUUGAUGACUCAGUCUCGCAUACUUUAUCUCAAAUAUGGAUGACAUGUAAAGGUACAAUUUGAUCAGUGCAGCAUUCUGAUAUGUUCUGGUGAAUAACAUUGAAGUCAGCUUAAACAUGAACAGAUAGAAUGACAGCACUGAUUGUAUGUUGGUAUUGCUGUUAUUAUAGUCACAUUGCAAGUCUUAUUUGAAGUCUUCUUGCUAGCUUUUCUUUUAUAGUUGUACAUGUAGUUUAUAACAGCUUCUUUGUAGAGUAUAUACCCCAAGAUGUUGACCUAUCAGGAAUGGUGAUAUUAUGCCACAGAUGACUAAUAUAUGAAACACUGGAAUCUUGUAUGUUGACUCACUUUUAAAGUGUAAGUUGAGGAGGUCAUGUUGAUUUCACAGAGUUAUCUAUAAGUGCAGGGUUUUGCCCACUGCCCGUCAUUUGUUGCUAAUAGCCAUUCCAUUCGUUCCAAACCUCAGUCAAAAAAUACGUAUGUAAAAUAAAAAGAAAGAAGCAAGUACUCAAUGAGAUGCAGCCACUCUCUUACUGGUUGUACCAACAAUUUCCAUGCUGUCAUUUGUUGGACUGCAAAUUUUAAUGGACAGCCCGCAAUGAUGUCAGGAUAGGUAUAUUGGCACCUUAACCACGAGGAAGAUUAAAUGAAGACAAAUCAUGCCAGGUAGUGAGCGGCAAUUUGCAAAGAAGAUUAGCGAAGAAAUCUAUAACCUCCUAUCAGAUCUUCGUGAAUGUGGCAAAAUUGGAACUGCCGGCCAAGAUAUUGUCCAUGGUCGGUACUUACAAUUUUUUCUCUGGAAGAUAUGUUUGGAGAAUAUAGGGUUGUCUAGGGCUGGGUAAAACCCUGUAGUCAUGUACUUGUGUCAUAACAUGGAAAAACUUCCUUCGUAACAACAGACAUGAAUUUAGGGACAACAUUUACCCGAGAUCUUUCUCCGCAGAAGAAACUGCUGUAACAUGAAGCUUGUUGUAUAAGCUACAAACUUUGUAAAAAAAACAUAAGAAAAAUCAGGGAAAAGAUGAGCACCGGCAGCAGCAUUCAAGCUGCCUUUGUAGAGUCUUUAGGUAGCCAUAAAUGUUAAGCAUUUGAUCUUCAAGACAGUCCUUUAGCAAGUGUUGAUUAGCAAAUGGCAUUUUGAUAGUACAUAUUUCAUUGUCAUCAUAUGUUGAAAGAAAAGUGUAACUUAUGUCUUUGACUUAAUGUUGAAGGUGAAAGAAUUCCUGCUAGUUCUUAAGAAGCAAACAGUAGAAUUAUUGGCCCUCAUAUCUUAAGUACUGUUAACAGAUUUCAAGACAUACAACUAGAGGAAUAUGCAAAUGCCAAUGAAGUAUCUUGUCUGCUUGCAGCCCUUGGUAAACUACACUGGCAUCAAAACCACUGUUAUAUGCAAUGUGUACUAAGUAAACAAUGGUGAUAAUGUUC
Branchiostoma floridae (Florida lancelet) is the source of this 3323-nucleotide messenger RNA. Its product is annotated as serine/threonine-protein kinase ULK3-like. Gene Ontology annotation, cellular component: cytoplasm; autophagosome. Lineage: Eukaryota; Metazoa; Chordata; Leptocardii; Amphioxiformes; Branchiostomatidae. Gene Ontology annotation, molecular function: ATP binding; protein serine/threonine kinase activity. The coding region runs from base 46 to 1527 and encodes 493 amino acids. Gene Ontology annotation, biological process: protein autophosphorylation; autophagy; autophagosome organization. The transcript has a single exon. The record is from RefSeq and is a predicted model, not a curated record.